AUGAAACAGAGCUUAGCAUCUAUCAAGAAGAUAAAGAUUGAAGAGAAAUGCAAAAAAGAAGGUCAAUUAGAUAUAAACUGUAAUCUAGACACUGAUAUCGAAAACAAAGCCAAUUAUAUGAACUCAGAUAAUUAUCCAUCAUUGUUCGACGGCUCCGAUAGAGAAGAUGAGGAACUUAACAAAGGAUUUAAACGUUUAGUUCGAAGAAAGAGGAGCGCAAGAAAUGUCUCUGACUCAUCAAGUAUGUCUUCCCCUUCUUCUAUGGAUUCUGCUAGAAAAAGCAAUUUCAGUGAUUCGGAGAACAGCUCUCAAGACGGAGAAAUUAUAGAGGAAAAGGAGACAAAGAAAUUGAGGGAGUUAAUGCAAAGAGAAGAUGAUGCUCUUUCUUUUUGCUUGGAUAUUUCCUUGAAGAUGAAGAAGGGAAUUGUAGAUUUUUUUGUAGGUAGUAAUGCAGAGGAAGAUGCCAAAAGUCAAAUUACUGAUAAUAUUAAGAAUGGGCAUUGCAAUAUUAGCAGCCUUACAGAUGAGUUAAGAAAAGGCGAAAUAUUCGAAUAUAUCAACUCUUUUGGAGAUACUAGAUUGAAAGAAUAUCAAAUAGUCGGAGUUUCAUGGCUUUUAGCUUUACACCAGAAUUCAUAUAAUGGUAUUCUUGCAGAUGAAAUGGGGUUGGGUAAAACUGCUCAAACUUGUGUUUGGUUACAGUAUCUAUUUGACUCCGACAAGUUAUUAAGGCCUGUAAUAAUUAGUUGUCCGGCCUCUUUAUUAGAUAAUUGGACAAAGGAAAUAUCUAUUUGGGCUCCAAGGCUUCGAGCAAUUAAAUACCAUGGGUCUCAAAAGGAAAGACGACAAAUUGCUGACCAGCUUUUUGAAGACUAUGAGGAAAAUAAAGUGGAUGCAAUUAUAACCACUUUCCAAAUGCUAAGUAAUAAGAUGGACAUCAAUAUGGCUUUCAAACACUUUGAAUUUUCGUAUAUGAUAGUGGACGAGGCUCAUAACAUAAAAAACUCGGCCUCACAAAGAUACAAAUCUAUGAGCAAGAAGAUUCAAUCAGAAAGAAAGUUGCUGUUGACUGGCACUCCAAUAUCCAAUUCCAUCUCAGAGCUAACUAACAUGCUUAUUUUUUUGAUGCCGGAGGUAUUCAAUUCUGAUUUAUUGGAGGAUGCAUACAAUAGUUAUAAGCGCCAGAUUUCAAAAAGAGAAAAUUAUAAAGAUAAUAACUCAGAGGUCUUGUUUCUUCAACAAAUAAUUGCUCCUUUCGUUCUUAGGAGGUCUAAGCAAGAUGUGUUAUCAUGCCUACCUAAGAAGCACACAUUCAUCGAAUUUUGUGAGCUAACCAAAGUACAAAAGAAGCAAUAUAAUGAUGAGAUAGGAUAUAUAUAUAUGGAAAAGGACUCUUUUAAUGAUCCAAAAGACAAUAUGUUAGAAAAAACCUUCAAACAGGAUUCUUCUAAUGAGAAGAAGCUAAUCAACUUAAUUCAAAGAAAAAUUCAAGAUAAGGUAAACCGCCACUUUGGAGAUUCAACUUAUGAAAAUGACAAGGAAUGCGAAGAUAGUAUCGACUCAAAUGACAUAAUAGUAGUUUGCAAAGACAAUGAUUUAGAGCUGGAAGAAAAUGAACAAGUAAAGUCUCAAGAAUCAGCAAAACACCACUACGACCCUAAGUAUGUAAAUUCGAUUAUAUUUAGGAUGAGAAGGAUUUGCAACCACGCCCUGUUACACCAAGGUCAUUAUACUAACAAGCAAAUAGAGGAGCUGGUUGACUAUUUGUCGGAGAAUGUGGAAGAGUUUAGAGAAUAUCCUAGGAUUAAAGUAGAACAACAUAUUACUCAGCUCUGCGACUAUGAGAUUCACCAGCUUGUGGGUAGGCUACUAACCAUGAAAAACUCUCCAGUAUUGCAGAGGUUCAAAAUUGAAGAUGAUUUAAUUAUCAAUGGAAGUUGCAAGCUGAUGAAGAUGAAUGAAAUAAUCCAAAGUACAGUAAUUGGAAAUAAGGAAAAAUGCCUUGUUUUUUGCCACCACACAAUGUUACUUGACAUUAUUGAAGAGUAUAUAAAAAUUAAGUAUAAUAUCCCUAACUUCUACUUAAGGCUAGACGGGACCACACCAAUUCUGGAGAGACAAAAUAUGAUAGAAAAGUUUCAGAAUACUGAGGUUCCGUUGUUUUUGCUCUCAACAAAGGCGGCUGGGCAAGAUAGAGAAACAAGCAGAGGACAGAGUUCACAGAAUUGGCCAAAGUAA
This is a messenger RNA of Cryptosporidium ubiquitum, 2238 nucleotides long. RefSeq names its product SWI SNF-matrix actin-dependent regulator of chromatin subfamily protein. Bases 1 to 2238 code for a protein of 745 amino acids. Gene Ontology annotation, molecular function: DNA binding; ATP-dependent chromatin remodeler activity; chromatin binding. The record is from RefSeq and is a predicted model, not a curated record. The transcript is spliced from 2 exons. Gene Ontology annotation, cellular component: nucleus. NCBI's taxonomy places the organism in Eukaryota, Apicomplexa, Conoidasida, Eucoccidiorida, Cryptosporidiidae.